AGGUAACCCUAACGAAAUCUAAACCUUAUAUCAUUUAGUGUCUUAGAUGAAGUCUAAAGAAAAAAAAAAACACAAAGAUAAUCUUGCUCAAAUAAAUACAUCAGGUGGUAUUCGAGAGAAGGCAAAGAAGAAACAUGCAUCUUCUAAAUUUUAUUUAAACAAUCCAUAUAUUAUUCAAUGGCCAGAAAUCUCUAAAGAAGACCAAGAAAUAAUACUGAACAGUGUUUUAAAUAUAUUUUCAUUUUUUCCAAGUCAAAAAAAAAAAAACAAAAUAUCAAGUAGAAAAAAGGAUUUAAAAGACAAUGAAAACACAAACGAUAUAAAUGAAUCCAAUAAAUCUAUAAUGGGUUCUAUAGAUGACAAUGUUUCUUCAUCUCAAGACGAUAAAAGAGAAAUUAUAAGAAAAAGUAUGACAUUAGGCAUAAAUGAAACAACAAAAUUACUAGAAAUAUAUUCAAAAAUUGGGAUUCCAUUAUCAGCACCUUCUUAUCUUCGUUUUUUUGAGAAAGUUGAUGAAAAUCAUCUUUCUUUAUUAAAAGAUAAUAAAUCAGCCAACAUUCUUAAAGUAGUCAUUGUUUGUAAGGAGGAUAUACAACAUAAUAUCUUAUACUCUCAUUUUCCAGUAUUAUGUGGCGUUGUUAAUGAAACACUUUCAAAAAUAGAGGCAUCUGAUGAUAAUUCUCAAAGUGGUAUCCGAUUAGUAACACUUCCAAAGGGUUCAGAACAACAACUUUCUGAAGCAGCUGGUCUUAAAAGACUGGCAGCAAUAGGGAUAAUGAAAAAUACACCUUACGCAGAAAAAAUGAUUGAUUAUAUCUUUAAGAAAAUACCGCCUCCUCAAAUACCAUGGCUAAAACAUCCAACAAUGUUCUAUCCUACUUCUAUUAUUCAGACUUCAAAUAAAUAAUAAAGAAAUAUAUUUCAAAAACUAUAUAAAAAUAAACUGUUUAC
Molecule: messenger RNA, 951 nt
Organism: Pneumocystis carinii B80
Lineage: Eukaryota; Fungi; Ascomycota; Pneumocystomycetes; Pneumocystales; Pneumocystaceae
Exons: 4
Coding region: 47-907 (286 amino acids)
Biological process (GO): rRNA processing; tRNA processing
Source: RefSeq, a predicted model, not a curated record